This is a messenger RNA of Chaetura pelagica (chimney swift), 1665 nucleotides long. RefSeq names its product leiomodin 3 (fetal) (gene LMOD3). The transcript has 4 exons. NCBI's taxonomy places the organism in Eukaryota, Metazoa, Chordata, Aves, Apodiformes, Apodidae. Gene Ontology annotation, biological process: myofibril assembly; pointed-end actin filament capping; muscle contraction. Gene Ontology annotation, cellular component: striated muscle thin filament; myofibril. Gene Ontology annotation, molecular function: actin binding; tropomyosin binding. Bases 1 to 1665 code for a protein of 554 amino acids. The record is from RefSeq and is a predicted model, not a curated record.
AUGUCUGAAUUCAGCCAAAACUCUGAUGAAGAGGUGUGCCCUGAAGACAUCGAUGAGGAUGAAAUCCUGGCCAACCUGUCCCCUGAGGAGCUAAAGGAGCUGCAGUGUGAGAUGGAAGUCAUGGCCCCAGACCCCCAACUUCCAAUUGGGAUGAUACAGAAGGAUCAGACGGAGAAACCCCCUACAGGAAGCUUCGACCACAGGUCCCUGGUUGACUACCUGUACUGGCAGAAGGCAUCCAGACGCAUGCUCGAGGAUGAGAGAGUUCCUGUCACCCUCUUGCCCUCUGAGAGAAGUGCUGAGGAGGAGCCGGAGGGCAAGGCCAGCGGCAGUGGAGAGGCGGCCAGCGGGAGGGUGCCAGGAGCAGAGGGAAGGGAGAGGCAUUACAAAAACGAGCACUUUUCCAACUCAGGAGCACAACGUGGGGAGACAAACAAAAAUGGAAAUGAUAGGGAGAGGGGGGAGGAGGAGGAAGAAGCAGAGAAGGAAGAGGAAGACAAGACUGAAUCAGAAAGAAAGGAGGCUUACACCAACGCAAACCAUCUCAGCAAUCAGAUAAAUAAGAAACCAGGUACAGAACCUGGACAAGUCACAGAAAAGCCAAAUGAAAAUGAGAAGAAAAUUUCAAAAUUAAACAUCCCCAAAAAGUUAGCGCUGGAUACCAGCUUCAUGAAAAUAAGUGCCAGGCCUUCAGGAAAUCAAACCAAUUUAGAAGAGAGUUUGGAGAAAGUCCGGAAAAACAACCCAGACAUGAAGGAGCUCAACCUGAACAACAUAGAAAACGUCCCCAAAGAAAUGCUGAUAGACUUUGUCAACGCCAUGAAAAAGAAUAAGAACAUCAAAACGUUCAGCUUGGCCAACGUGGGGGCUGAUGACAACGUGGCUUUUGCAGUGGCCAACAUGCUGCGGGAAAACAGGAGCAUCACCACCUUGAACAUUGACUCCAACUUCAUCUCUGGCAAAGGGAUCGUUGCAAUCAUGAGGUGCCUGCAGUACAACGAGACGCUGACGGAGCUUCGCUUUCACAACCAGAGGAGCAUGCUGGGCCACCAGGCAGAAAUGGAGAUCGCCAGGCUGCUGAAAGCCAACUCCACCCUCCUUAAAAUGGGGUAUCAUUUUGAACUGCCAGGGCCCAGGAUGGUGGUGACCAACCUGCUCAGCAGAAACCUGGACAAGCAGAGGCAAAAGAGGCAAGAGGAACAGAGGCAGCAGCAAAUGAAGGAGCAGAGGGAAUUGAUAGCCAUGCUGGAAAAUGGACUUGGGUUGCCUCCUGGGAUGUGGGAAAUGCUGGGGGGGCCACUGCCCCAGCCGAUGAUGCACGAACCCCCACGAGCCCCAAAACCACCCGUCCCUGCAGCUGUGUCUCUGAGCAAAAGGCAGGAGAACACGAGGCAGCUGCCCCCCGAGCAGCCACGCAGGGAGGAGCCCGGCAGCUUCAGGGUGGUCAAGCUGAAGAAGACCCAGCGCAAACCCGCUGUGCCAGAGUACGUGGAACCUGCCGAGAAAACCAACCUCAAAGAUGUCAUUAAAACCCUCAAACCAGUUCCCAGGAGAAGGCCACCACCCCUGGUGGAAAUAACCCCGAGAGAUCAGCUGCUAAAUGACAUUCGCCAGAGUAACGUGGCUUAUCUCAAACCGGUGCCAUUGCCAAAGCAGCUGGAGUGA